AUGCAUGUCUUCCAUCGAAUUUGGUCUCCACUAUUUGAUUUUAAACACUCCAAACGAAAUUAUUGGACAACUUUAAUCGAUAUUUGCAUUUCAUUUCUGUCGAGUGCUAGAACUUUACACAAUCUUAUCAUGUCUAAGGAUAAUAAAAAAACAGACAAACCCAACUAUGCAUCAACCAACAAAAACUUAUCAAAACCAAAAGGACGUUCGUUUUGUUGUUCAAUGUUUAUCUACACUUUUGUCUUCGUAUCUGGUGUAGUUGUUGCGACUAUCUUACCAGAUUUAGCUGGUCAUCAUUUCAAACAGCCCUAUGGCAAAGAAUAUGGUGUUAUGGCUGAACGAGUCUUUCAAGAUUUACCGAAGUAUUUGAAAACUUUCAAAGAAACUGCUUUGUUCGUCAGCCGAGAAGUAGCCGAUCGUGUUUGGGAUUUGAAAAGUGAACUCGAACGACGAUUUGCCGAUAUGAGUAGCAAAAAGGAUGAUAAACCUAAAACAAAAUCUUCCACCCAACGUUCAACUACCCGAAACCAUGAUCAUGUUCAUUCAUCAAAUGCCGAUCGACAUGCCAAAAACAACGAUUUUUGA
This is a messenger RNA of Adineta ricciae, 585 nucleotides long. NCBI's taxonomy places the organism in Eukaryota, Metazoa, Rotifera, Eurotatoria, Adinetida, Adinetidae. The record is from the annotation of a GenBank genome assembly.